UUAACAAAAUGAGUAAUUCCGAAGAAUCUUUGAUCGUGUCAAUAUGUGUGGGCGAGCAGCGUGAAUUAGGCCAGGCAAGAGCAUGGGAAAUCGUAAGCGAAAUACUGGAAACCAUAUUUGAAAGUUCCAGUUCAUCCUCUGAAGACUCGGAAAGCGAAAAUGAACAUCAUGAGAAGUGUUCCAACUUUGAAGGUACUCUCGAUGCAAUGAGUGAGAUGGACUUCAAAAUUAACAUGAGACUGAAACGUGAAACAGUGGAGUAUCUAACAACGAAAUAUUCAAUAUCUGCGUUUCUUCCUGACCAGUCUGGUGGUGGUAGGUCACGCAUUUCCCCCAAAAAGGCAGUUUAUAUGUAUAUUUGGUACAUAAGCAACACCGUGACAUUUAGGCAGCUAGGUAAUUUGUUUGGGCUCGGGUACAAAAGAAAACAACUAUAG
Molecule: messenger RNA, 437 nt
Organism: Rhagoletis zephyria (snowberry fruit fly)
Lineage: Eukaryota; Metazoa; Arthropoda; Insecta; Diptera; Tephritidae
Source: RefSeq, a predicted model, not a curated record